CUUUAUUUGAGGAGUAUUAGGUGUUCUUGAAAGCCACAGUUCUUGUUGUAUGACUUGGGCUAGAAACCACUGGAGAAAAUAACAAUGGCAUAUUUGGCUGUUACUUACAAACUGCUCAUCAUUGGUAUCUUGGCAGUGACUGACAGUGAAACUAUAAUUACUUAUCAAUCAAGCACAGAGAAUUCUACUUUACUGUCAACACCUGAGGAUACAUUCAAUACCAGCUCAACUACUGAGGAGAAUCGAUCUCCAUUAACAAAUGGUCAAACUGCCAGCCUUUACCAGUUGCCUGAGAACUACACUUCUGUAGCCACCGAUAUAUACAGUAACGACAGUACUACUCCAAUGGACAUUUCAUUUGUUAGUGUAAAUCAGGAUAAUCAGAGCAUUUCAGAUAAUAUCCCCAGCUCCAACAUCACAGAUGAAAUGACCUCUACCGAGCCAGAGGUAUUGAAAAGUCAGACACCAUACACACAGAAAUCGUCAGCUGCCCCUACGUCAACGAGUGUUAUUGAGGUCUCAACUUCUACAGUGGACAAUUCUCAGAAACCUACCACCACUUCAGCUCCUAAUACAGAUUCCUCCAUUGAGGAUGCCAUGCUAAUUUUAGUAGUGCUCAUUGCCCUGAUUAUUCCCAUAAUUUGCCUGCUGAGCUAUUUCCUGUACAGAAGGAAACGAAGGUAUUCCUUUGAUCUCUCCCAAAAAACUGCUGAAGAUGCUAACAUCCCCUUGAGUUGCCCAAUUCUACCAGGAGGCUUUGAACUAACAGCAGACAAAGAAAACAACAAAGAAGUGGAGAAGGUGAACGAAGACAAGACCAACCACAAGAAAGAUUCAGCACCAACCCUCAAUGUUCCAGAGGAAAUUAAUGGGAAGCAAAGCAACCAUGAGCCUGAAAUAAACCAAUCUCCAGAAACACCUGCCCAGGAAGGUACCGACACCCUAGAUGACUGGAACUUCAAGUCUGAAUACGCUUCGUUCACUGACAUUAACCUGAUGGACUGUGUCACCACUGAGUGAUUUGGAUACUUCCAUUCAGAUUGAUGAGCUCUUGUUCCUCUUGUGCUAUCUCUUCCAGAGACUGACAAGAAUCAAUCUUUGACUCUUCUGCUGGUUUCUUGUUUUAUUUUACUGUGGACAUGUAUUGCAUUUAAGAUAGAAGAUUCAACACAUAAUUAAUUAUGUUGUCUCAGGGUAUAACGUAAUUCUAAAAAGGAGGAUAAAAUAAUAAGGUAAAGGAUGUCUGAGAAGUGUUGAAAGACAUCAUGUAGCAGAAAAUUAAGAUAUUCAAGAGGCUUUUUUUUUGUCAAAAUCCCUAGGUGCUGGCUGAGAGCAGAUUUUCCACUUUCUGUGCAUGAGUGCAUUUGACCACCAAUAUAAAUAUGCAAUAAUAACAGCAGUAUUUUAAUGACAGAAAACAUCCUUCAGAUGCUAAAAAUCUUGAGCAACACACACAAAAUAGUGAAGGAACUCAGCAUGCCAGGCAGCUUCAAUGGAGGGAAAUAAACAGUUGUUGUUUCGGAUCAAGACCCUUCAUCAAUAUUCAAAUGAAUUACUUUUAUCCAAGCCAACACUGCCAUUGUUUUAAACUUGUCACAGAUUCACAUGUAUACACGAGAUUCUACAGAUGCUGGAAAUCCAGAGCAACACACACAAAAUGCUGGAGGAACUCAGCAAGUCAGGCAGCAUCUAUGGAAAUGUAUAAACAGUUGAUAUUUCAGGUCAAAACGUUCAUCAGGAUUCACAUGUGCUCUCUUUACUCUAAGCUCUGUUCAGGUACUCACCUACCAUGAAUUAGAUCCAAAUCUAGAAGCAGGUAUAUUUAUAUUGUCCUCGAUCUUCCUAGUCUGGUUCAGUUGGUUGUACUUGGCAGUACCUCUGAAUUUCUAUACUAUCUUUGGCAAACUUUGCCCAAGGGUGCAAUUAAAUGUGAUCUGCAUUAACAGUCCAAUCAAACGAUCUCUAAUUUUAAAAAAACAAGAAAAAAAAGCUGCAAAUGCUAUUAUGCUGAAAUAAAAACAGAAACACUGGAGUUACUCAGUGAAUCAGGCAGUAUCUGUGGACAGAGAAGCAGACAGAAUAUUUCCGAGAAAAAGUAAUUAGGUUGAAACCUUAGCUCUGUUUCUUUCCCCACAUAUACACAUAUUUUAUACCAGUCUGAUUUUGUUCUCCUCAUAUUCCCAUCAUCUUCCCUCAAACCGUACCAUUCAGCUACAUGCUUGAGAUAAUUUGCAGUGGGCUAGCUAAGCUACCAGAGGAAACCUAUACAGCUACAGGAAGAGAAAAUGGGCUAAAUUUGCAAUGACAUUUUCCCUAAAGAGGUAAAAUCAGCAUUUGUACAAAGCAAAUAUUCAUUUAUAUGGAAUAAGGUAUUUUAGAUAAUCAAUCGACUAACUGUUAGAUUAUAUGAUAGAUUUACAAUGAUAAUGGAAAUGUCAGAUAAUGAGUGUUAUUGUUGUUUUUGGUUGCUAUACUUAGUAUAAAAAUAUUUUGAUUAUAAAACUCAAGUAUUUUUCAUGCUUUUGCAACAAUCCAUUUUUUUCACUUUAAAUAAAUAAAAUGCCAUCAUAAUC
This is a messenger RNA of Mobula hypostoma (lesser devil ray), 2573 nucleotides long. RefSeq lists its product as uncharacterized. NCBI's taxonomy places the organism in Eukaryota, Metazoa, Chordata, Chondrichthyes, Myliobatiformes, Myliobatidae. The transcript has 6 exons. The coding region runs from base 85 to 1020 and encodes 311 amino acids. The record is from RefSeq and is a predicted model, not a curated record.